This is a messenger RNA of Euleptes europaea (tarantolino), 1106 nucleotides long. RefSeq names its product phosphotriesterase related (gene PTER). The record is from RefSeq and is a predicted model, not a curated record. The coding region runs from base 1 to 1050 and encodes 349 amino acids. Gene Ontology annotation, biological process: catabolic process. Lineage: Eukaryota; Metazoa; Chordata; Lepidosauria; Squamata; Sphaerodactylidae. Gene Ontology annotation, molecular function: zinc ion binding. The transcript is spliced from 4 exons.
AUGCCUUCAUUAAAAGGCAAAGUCCAGACUGUGCUGGGCCUUAUAGAUCCCAGCCAGCUUGGUUACACCAUGACCCAUGAACACUUGACGAUGAGCUUCACUUGCUGUUAUUACCCACCUCCAUCAGGCCAGGAAGCAAUGUCAGACCAACCCAUUGAGAUGAAGAACUUGUUUUGGCUUAAACAGAACCCUUAUAGCAACAAAGAGAAUCUUCUCCUAUGUCAAGAGAGAGAUGCGGUGAGGGAAGAGCUAUUGCACUAUAAGGCUGCAGGUGGUGGGACGAUAGUGGAAAACACAACCACAGGAAUCAAACGAGACAUGAAGACCCUAAAGCAGCUUUCAGAAGAAACCAGUGUCCAUAUUGUUGCUGGAGCUGGUUUUUAUGUAGAUGCUACUCAUACUGCUGAGACACGAGCAAUGUCAGUGGAACAGCUGACAGAGGUUAUUGUUAAUGAAGUUCUCAAUGGAGCGGAUGGAACCAACAUCAAGUGUGGCGUAAUAGGAGAAAUUGGAUGCUCUUGGCCUCUGACAGAGAGCGAAAACAAAGUACUUCAAGCCACUGCGCACGCCCAGUCUCAGCUCGGCUGCCCUGUCAUAAUCCAUCCUGGCAGGCAUGGCGAUUCUCCUUUUCAGAUCAUUCGGAUUAUGCAGGAAGCUGGGGCAGAUGUCUCCAAAACGGUCAUGUCUCACAUGGAUAGGACUAUAUUUGAUGAGGAUAAGCUGUUGGAGUUUGCAAAACUUGGAUGCUACUUAGAGUAUGACCUUUUUGGAACAGAAUUCAUUUUCUACCACAUGAAUCCAGAUAUUGAUAUGCCAAGUGACAAUGAGAGGAUUUUAAGAGUUCGGAUGUUGAUUGAUGAAGGCUACGAAGACAAAGUUGUAGUUGCUCAUGACAUUCACACAAAGAAUAGACUGAAGAAAUACGGAGGUCACGGGUAUUCCCAUAUCCUUGAAAACAUAGUCCCCAAAAUGUUAGUUAGAGGCAUAUCACAAAACAAAAUCAAUAAACUGUUGGUAGAGAAUCCCAAACAGUGGUUGACCUUUAAGUAGGGAAAGUAAGCAUGGGUAUGCUACAUGUGAAGUUUCUGAGGUUAUAUUUGUUACAG